Molecule: messenger RNA, 4134 nt
Organism: Cinclus cinclus
Lineage: Eukaryota; Metazoa; Chordata; Aves; Passeriformes; Cinclidae
Gene: RGS9BP
Product: regulator of G protein signaling 9 binding protein
Exons: 1
Coding region: 145-858 (237 amino acids)
Biological process (GO): detection of light stimulus involved in visual perception; G protein-coupled receptor signaling pathway
Cellular component (GO): photoreceptor outer segment; neuron projection
Source: RefSeq, a predicted model, not a curated record
CUGACCAGCGGGUAGGGCGGUACUGAAUGCGGGUGCGACCCGGAGGCAGCACUUGCCAUGUGCUGGUAGCUCCCGGGGCCCGGCACCGGCUGAGUCGGGGCGGUAGCGGGCAGGGCGGCACCGGGCACGGCCCCCGCCGCCACCAUGGUAAAGGAGGAGUGCAAGGCGCUGCUGGACGCGCUCAACAAGGUGACCGCCUGCUACCGGCACAUGGUGCUGACCAUCGGCGGCACCUCGGACUCCCAGAACCUGCGGGAGGAGCUCAAGAAGACCCGGCAGAAAGCUCAGGAGUUGGCGGUGGCCAACAGGAACAAGCUCACCACGGUCCUGAAGGACAAAACAGUGAGUAAGGAAGAUAAAGCCGAGUUCGAGAGGCUAUGGGUGAUUUUCUCCACGUGCCUAGAGAUCCUGGAGAUCGACAUGAGGAGAGCCCUGGAGCUGGGCCACGAGUUCCCGCUGAACGUCCCCAAAAAACACCUGAUCCAGACGGGCAUGAGCGGUGGAACCUCCGGCGUGGCCGCCCGCGCCAUGAGCGUCCAGAACAUGAAAUACGAGGCUGAGCACAACAUAGACGUGGUGGAUUUGAAAGACCUCGAGAACGAGAUCAACCAGGUAGGAGAGAUGAUGUACGAGAUGGAGAUGAAGGUCAAUGUUCCCCAGUGGACAGUAGAGGCUAAGCAAGAUCCAGGGGCUGAACUGAAAUCCACCAUCAGCGUGGGCGCUUCCUCUAUUGGCAUGAUCUCUGUGGAGGAAAAUAAAUCCUUCUGCGAUAUCAGCAAGGUUCUAGCUGGGAUUAUUUUCACUGCUGUGCUCAUUAUCGCUAUUGUCCUGGCAGUGUGUGUGGUAAAAUUGUCUUAGGGUGGCGCAGGCUCUGACAGCGACCCCUCUCCAGCCUGCCUCUGGAGUGUUUCAUGCCUCACCUUUACUUCCAAAGUGUGUCACUUGGAUGAGCUGAGAAUUGUAAACGAACACUUGAAAGAACAAAGCAGAACUUCUGCCUCUGGAUAUACUAAAAUGCACUAUUUGUUUCUUCAUGAUUUUUGAAGAUAAGGGAUGCAAAUCAGCCUGCAGAACAGAAUGUCUUCAUUUACUGGACUUGUAACAGUUAAGCGAAGUAUCAGGGUAUUAUCACUACUGGCUGUAACAGGGAUUUGCCUGCUAUUAAUAGGUCACUAUUCUCAAAAGCCUGUGGUUUUCGUUCUCCACUAGGCUCUGGUGUUUGCUGCUGGUCACUGUUUACAGUAUUGGAAGGUAACAUGAAUUUGAUGGCUAACGUGGGUGUUUUGUGAAUAGAAUACUUUUUCCCCCAUCAAAUACAAGAAGUAUUUCUUGAGCGAAGGAAAGGGGUAAGGAUGAAAACCCCAAUAAAAGAAUGUAACCAGCCUCUAUUUUAAAUAAGUUAAUGGUCAGGGAUGGGGGGAGAAAUGUUUGAUACCAAGUACUGUUUGUUGAUUUAGACUGGAUUGUACGGAACCCAGCUGCAUGAAUUGGCACAGCAUAUGUGAAUGACUAAUCGCUUUCCAAAUCCAGACAGAAAAAAGGGAGAAUUGCAUAUUCAGAAAAAUACUAGCAAGCCUCAUGGUUCUCAUUCACAUUUACCACGGUUUUAUGUUUCCCUGCAGAAAAACUGAUUCUUGCUACUGGUUGCUAUCUUUCUUUCUGAAGCAGCAAUUCACACUCCUCGAUUAACUAUGAAAACAGGAGCAAUGAAUCUAUCCACAGCAGAUGCAGUUAUAUGGGAAAAUAGAUUUUAGCAAACAGAAAUGACGCUAAGUUAAAGAAGACCUUCCCAAUGGGAUCCCCUCUCCUGCUGACAGGCAGGGACUGAUGCUUGUCUGUGUACAGCCACAUUUCUGCAAGCUCCCAAAUUGCAGAAAUCCAGACAAAGCUAAAAAUGUGUCUCAGGUUCAUAUCUCAGUCAUGUCUGAUUAAUCAUCUGGGAAACAGGAAGCCUGGAGGAUUGGCCCCAUUUGAUAACACUACAAUUUUGGAAGGGAAAUGCAACAGCACAAAACUUUCUAGUGCUUCCCUGCAGAAUUGUAAACAUUAAAAUGUAAAACUGUGGGAACAGACACUUACUUAGCAGAGAAGCUUUACAAUAUUUUGUAAAAAGCAUUUAUGUGUUAUGGUAUUUAUUAUUUGCUUCUGAAAAUACCUUUUAGUGCUAUGAACACACACUGUCCAUUCAGGAAUGCUUGGAACAUGUGCUACAGUGCCAUAGGUGUAUGGGGCACUCCACAGCCAAAUAUAAAGACCCCAAAAAUGUUGGGGGUUUUAAGAAGCAAUUUUUCUUCACUGAUUAUAUUACAGGCAAAUUAUCAAAAAGUAGUAAUAAUUAGACAUGUUUUGUGAACAGUCUUCAUAUUUGUUAAAUAAAAUUGACAACUUGCAUAAGCACCUAAUAUUUUUUAAUAUUUUUGAGUUAAGAAAAAACUGUUGAGUUUUUUGAACUGUUUUUUGAACUGUUUGAGUUCAAAAAACUGCAGCAGACAGUUUAUUCUCUAAAAUUGAAAAGAACUGGAUUUAUGGGGGGGGGAAGUGUAUUUGAAUCUGGUCUCUUGGAGGUGAGGAAAAAAAUAAUAAGCAGAGGCCUAAAUUCAAAGCUAUGGAUUAUCCUUAGGUUGUGAGCUCUGCACAUUGGUCCAGUCUAAGUCCAUUCUCUCAGGAAAUCAGAGUGUUACAAGACAACUCCACAUUCCUUUCUGUUGUGUUUCACUCAUUCCAUAGAAUAUAUUGUAUGUACAGUUAAUCUGUGUCCAUAGAGAUCCCUGACAGGUUUCUAACAAAGCCAGGUCUCUAUUGGUGCUACAGUUCCAGCCUGCCUAGACAAGGUGUAAGUGCUGAGUGUUCAUUUAAAUUGGAUGAUCUCCUUCACAGUCACAGUAAGUAAACAUAUUCAAGGAAAAUACAGCAAAAGCUGCAGGAGAAUGUACCUAUUUGGAUUGUCACCACUUGUCAUUAAAGACCUGUGGAUGUUUUCACUUUUUGCACUCUCAAUUCAUAGGAAGGUAGAGAAGCCACUGGACACUAUUCUGUGCUUCCUGAAAACUUCAUAAACCUUGUGAAAUCAGACCAUUUAUAACCACAUGUUCUCAAGCCCCGAGUCCUGAAUGCAAGUCUGUUUUCUGGUGGAUAAGUAAAUGGUAACACUGACAACAUUCAUUAUCUUUUAUCUUGGGAUCUUCCACACACCUAACCACAGAUAAACAGUUUACCCAUGCUUAGUUGUGUAGAAGAAUUUUUAAGAACAGGUCAUCUUCAAAAGCAAGCUUCAGUGGCUUGGUAAACUGAAAGUUUUCAGUCCAUUGCAGUUUGGUUUUUGUUUUUUUAAUUUGGAUUUUUUAAUAAUAGUACUCAAAAGAAUUAAUAUAAAUAGCGACUAAGUAUGUAAGUCUUGCUUUAUUAUGAAUAUGCACACAAUUACUAUUUAAUGGACUGGCCUUGGAAAAAUAAUUUCCAAAUCUUAAGACAAAGCUGUCUGCAAAUUAAUUCAUCAUUAGUACCUAAUGUUCCUAAAAAUCUGUAUCACCUACUGUUUAGGCUAUCUGAAAUUAAUAGAUUAAGUUGAAUUCUAACAGAUGAUUGGCACUGUCUACAUGGAUAAAGUGCUGCCAUUCACCUCCUACACGUUUGUUCCACGUGACAGAGUUUGGCACGACUGUACAAAACCAAAACUAAAUGAAACCACCAUUACCCAAAAGUACGGAGGCUUCCUGUAAAUUAAGAAAUAGAGAUACAGAUUUGUAGUCUUCAUUUUUUCCCCCUACUGGAAUGCAACUGGAAGGAGACUGGAAAUGCUACUUUGUAAGAGAAAAAUGGGAAUUCAUACUUCAAAAUCCUCUAUAUUGAAACAGCAUGAUGAUAAAGCACAUUCUCUCAUGUUGAAUAGCGAGAAUGUAAUUGUAGUACAAACGAAGAUGAUCAUUGCUUAAUUAAUAUCAGUGUUGAUCUACUUCAGUUCUUUUGUCUUUAUUCACAGAAUACACACAUUAAAUUUGCUGUAUACUAAAAUCUUACUCCUGACUUGAAUUACACUGGUUUUGCCUGUACGUGGGUGGAAUUUUCUACACUUUGAAUAAUGCAAACUGUUACUGUGACUAUUUAUUUAACUUAAAAUAAAGUACUUCCUUAUAA